This is a messenger RNA of Amoebophrya sp. A25, 324 nucleotides long. NCBI's taxonomy places the organism in Eukaryota, Dinophyceae, Syndiniales, Amoebophryaceae. The record is from the annotation of a GenBank genome assembly.
CGUUUGGCGGAGAAGUGAAGACUGUCGUAGGGCGAAGGUCUUUACUGCAGAUUGUUGCUGCCAGAGAAGACUCCAACGAGAACAACAGAGAUGAAGCUGACGUAGUGCUCACUGCUUUGUGGAGGAUGCCCAGCAUCACUCGAGCUCAUAUAAGGAGCCUUCUGCAACAGGUACGGGAUUUGCAUCCUAGCGCAGAGCUUGGAGUGUCUGCCGUUGAGACAGUGAUGCGUGGCUUAGGGCUGGAAGAGCUCCUUGUAGACCCUGAGUUUGAUGACCUCCUGAAUACAUAGGUUACAGUCAUUCUAUGACAGGAUCAACUCGAAC